Molecule: messenger RNA, 2737 nt
Organism: Platichthys flesus (European flounder)
Lineage: Eukaryota; Metazoa; Chordata; Actinopteri; Pleuronectiformes; Pleuronectidae
Gene: ogdha
Product: oxoglutarate dehydrogenase a
Biological process (GO): tricarboxylic acid cycle
Cellular component (GO): mitochondrion; oxoglutarate dehydrogenase complex
Molecular function (GO): thiamine pyrophosphate binding; oxoglutarate dehydrogenase (succinyl-transferring) activity
Source: RefSeq, a predicted model, not a curated record
GCGCGUCACUUCCGCGCAGGCCUCGGUUCCAGGCGACGCGCCCGGAGUUGUCAUCGUUCCACCGGGAGAGGCGAAGGGCAUCCGGGAUACCGGGCGAGGGGGCAGCUGCCGAUCAGCGUUUCUCGAGUGGACAUACGGACCAGUGGACAGACGGACCAGUGGACUUGUCCUUCAUUGCUCUCUGUCCUGGUUGUGACCUUGUGGAGUUUUAUUUCCUUCCGUUCUGAAGUUGAGGAACUUCCGGCCCAUCGGACUGACCACCACUUCUGUGUGUGUGUUGCUUUAAGGACUGCUUAUGCAUCGUCUAAGGACUUGUGCGGCGCGGUUGCGUCCGCUCACCGCCUCGCAGGCGGCUCAGACUGUUGGCCAACAGCGGCCAAUCACAGUUGCCUUCACUGGCGGCACAAGGACGUUUCAGCCAAUCAGGUGCUACUCAGCACCUGUGGCCUCUGAGCCGUUCCUGAACGGGACGAGCUCCAACUACGUGGAGGAGAUGUACUACGCCUGGUUGGAGAACCCAAAGAGUGUUCACAAGUCGUGGGAUGUGUUUUUCCGCAACGCCAACGCCGGCGCCCCCCCCGGCGCCGCCUACCAGUCUCCUCUGGGUCUGGCCUCCAGCCUCGUGGCUCCUCAGCUCUCGUCUCUGGUCGGAGCUCAGCCCAACGUGGAGAAGCUGGUGGAGGACCACCUCGCCGUCCAGUCGCUCAUCAGGGCCUACCAGAUCCGAGGGCACCAUGUGGCCCAGUUGGACCCUCUCGGGAUCAUGGACGCCGAUCUGGACUCGUAUGUCCCGACUGAUAUUAUCACCUCCUCCGACAAACUGGGUUUCUACGGCCUGGAUGAGUCCGACCUGGACAAAGUGUUUCGUCUUCCCACCACCACCUUCAUCGGAGCCUCGGAGAGCGCCCUCCCCCUGAAGGAGAUCAUCAGCCGCCUGGAGAUGUCGUACUGUCAGCACAUCGGAGUGGAGUUCAUGUUCAUCAACGACCUGGACCAGUGUCAGUGGAUCAGACAGAAGUUUGAGACUCCAGGAGUGAUGCAGUUCACUUUGGAGGAGAAGAGGACGCUGCUCGCCCGCAUGAUCCGCUCCACCAGGUUCGAGGAGUUCCUGCAGAAGAAGUGGUCUGCAGAGAAGCGUUUUGGUCUGGAAGGAUGUGAGUCUCUGAUCCCUGCUCUGAAAACCAUCAUCGAUAAAUCGUCUGAAAACGGAGUGGAGAACAUCAUCAUGGGAAUGCCUCACAGGGGUCGUCUGAAUGUUUUGGCCAACGUGAUCCGUAAAGAGCUGGAACAGAUCUUCUGUCAGUUUGACUCUAAACUGGAAGCAGCUGAUGAGGGCUCUGGAGACGUGAAGUACCACUUGGGCAUGUACCACCGGCGCAUCAACCGCGUGACCGACAGGAACAUCACGUUGUCCCUGAUGGCCAACCCGUCCCACCUGGAGGCCGUGGACCCGGUCGUCCAGGGAAAGACCAAGGCCGAGCAGUUCUACUGUGGGGACACCGACGGGAACCGGGUGAUGUCCAUCCUGAUCCACGGAGACGCGGCGUUCGCGGGUCAGGGCAUCGUGUACGAGACCUUCCAUCUGUCCGACCUGCCGUCCUACACCACGCACGGGACCGUGCACGUUGUGGCCAACAACCAGAUCGGCUUCACCACAGACCCGCGCAUGGCCCGCUCGUCCCCGUACCCGACCGACGUGGCCCGAGUCGUCAACGCUCCGAUCUUCCACGUGAACGCCGACGACCCCGAGGCCGUCAUCUACGUGUGCAAGGUGGCCGCCGAGUGGAGGGCCACGUUCCACAAGGACGUGGUGGUCGACCUGGUCUCUUACCGCCGGAUGGGUCACAACGAGAUGGACGAGCCGAUGUUCACUCAGCCUCUGAUGUACAAGCAGAUCAAGAAGCAGAAACCGGUUCUGCACAAGUACGCUGAGAAGCUGAUCGCAGAGGGAGCCGUGAGCCGACAGGAGUACGAGGAGGAAAUCGCCAAGUACGAUAAGAUCUGCGAGGAGGCGUACACUCGAUCCAAAGACGAGAAGAUCCUCCACAUCAAACACUGGCUGGACUCCCCAUGGCCCGGCUUCUUCACUCUGGAUGGACAACCCAAGACCUUGAGCUGCCCGUCCACUGGACUGACCGAAGAAAACCUGAACCACAUUGGACAGAUGGCGUCGUCCGUCCCCGUCGAGGACUUCACCAUCCACGGAGGUCUGAGUCGUAUCCUGAAGAGUCGAGGUCAGAUGGUUCAGAACCGGACGGUGGACUGGGCUCUGGGGGAGUACAUGGCCUUCGGCUCGCUGCUGCAGGAGGGGAUCCACAUCCGGCUGUCGGGUCAGGACGUGGAGCGAGGGACCUUCAGCCACCGUCAUCACGUCCUUCACGACCAGAACGUGGACAAGAGGAUCUGCAUUCCCAUGAACCACCUGUCCCCGGACCAGGCGCCCUACACGGUCUGCAACAGCUCGCUGUCGGAGUACGGAGUCCUGGGGUUCGAGUUGGGUUUUGCGAUGGCGAGUCCGAACGCUCUGAUCCUGUGGGAGGCCCAGUUCGGAGACUUCCACAACACGGCCCAGUGCAUCAUCGACCAGUUCAUCUGUCCUGGUCAGGCCAAGUGGGUGAGGCAGAACGGAAUCGUGCUGCUGCUGCCACACGGCAUGGAGGGCAUGGGUCCAGAACAUUCUUCAGCUCGUCCAGAGAGAUUCCUCCAGAUGUGCAACGACGACCCAGAUGUCAUGCCC